AUGGAAAAUUAUCAAUUUGUUGUUAUCGGUGGUGGUAUAUCUGGUGUGACUUGUGUAGAAAGUAUUGCUACAUUUGAUCCUACUGCUCAAAUUCUACUUCUCACAGGAACACCAUUGAUCAAAGCAAUUACAAAUUAUGUUAAAGUAAGCAAAUUUUUAGAAGAAUUUGAUAUUGAAGAAAAACCUUUUCAUUAUUUGGCUGAACGAUAUUCAAAUUUAAUUAUACAAAAUAAAAUUGUUGAACGAUUAGAUAUUGAUAAACAAAUCAUUAUCUGUUCUGAUAAUACACAAAUUCAUUAUGAUCAACUUUGUAUUUGUACUGGUGCACGACCCAAAUUACUUUCAAAUAAUAAUCCUUAUGUACUCGGAAUUCGUGAUACAGAAACUGUUGAAUCAUUUCAAAAAAAAUUAAUAACAGCUAAACAAAUUCUUAUUGUUGGUAAUGGUGGUAUUGCAACUGAACUUGUAUAUGAAAUUGAACAUUGUUCAGUUAUAUGGGCAAUUAAAGAUGAACAUAUUUCAACAACAUUUUUUGAUGAAGCUGCUGCUCGAUUUUUUCUUGAUCGUAUUCAAAUGGUUAAAGAAAAACAAAAAUUAAAUGAAAAAAGACAAAAAUAUGAAAUUGCUGAUCAAACAAAUAUUCAAACAUCAUCAUCAAGCAUAUGUGGUGGAGCUUUAGGUCCUGAUUGGGUAGCAAAUAGAUCAAUGAAAGGUGCAUUUUCUCAACCUCGACAAGUUCAUAUUGAAUAUAAAGUUGAAGUUAAAAAUAUUCUUACACCUGAACAAUAUCAACAACGAAAAUUAACUAUUGAAAAUCUUCAAUCAUCUGAAGAAGAAAUUCAAUGGCCAGUAUAUGUUGAAUUAACUAAUGGUAAAAUUUUUGGUUGUGAUUUUGUUGUGAGUGCCAUUGGUGUAAUACCUAAUGUUGAACUUUUUCUUCAAUCAGCAGAUUUUAAAUUAGGUACUGAUGGUGGUUUAUUAGUUGAUGAAACAAUGCGUACAUCAAUAAAAAAUAUUUUUGCUUCUGGUGAUGUAUGUACAGCUGGUUGGACAUUAGCAGAACAUUGGUUUCAAAUGCGUCUUUGGUCACAAGCUCGUCAAAUGGGACAUUAUGCUGGUAAAUGUAUGUUAGCAUAUGCACAUAAUCAACAAGAUUCAUUAACAAUGGAUUUUUGUUUUGAACUUUUUGCUCAUACAACAAAAUUUUUUAAUAUGAAAGUUGUUUUACUUGGUAAAUAUCAUGAAAAUGAUAUGAAAAAAUAUGAUAAUCUUAUUCGAAUGACUCCAGGUGAAGAAUAUAUUCGAAUAACAUUAAAAGAUGGACGAGUAUAUGGUUGUAUUUUUAUUGGUGAUACUGAACUUGAAGAAACAUUUGAAAAUUUAAUAUUAAAUCAAAUCGAUGUUAGUUCUUACGGUGAAACUCUACUCGAUCCAAAUAUUGAUAUUGCUGAUUAUUUUGAUUGA
Messenger RNA from Rotaria sordida, 1464 nucleotides. The record is from the annotation of a GenBank genome assembly. NCBI's taxonomy places the organism in Eukaryota, Metazoa, Rotifera, Eurotatoria, Philodinida, Philodinidae.